AGAGAGAGAGAGAGAGAGAGAGAGAGGGGCAGAAAGAGGACAGAGUGAAAUCAUCUAUUGCAGGCAUUUAGGUUUCUGUCGCCGAUGGAGAUAGGCAGAGUAAGGUAGGAUACCACCACUACCUUAUCGAGGGACCGCAUCACCACACACAUACACACACCGCACACACAGAAACACACCACGCACACUCCAUAGGAGAAGCUGGUGAAGCUCGGAGGGGAAAACACGCUUCGCUUCUCUGUGGUUUGGAACGCUAGAAGACUAACACACCGUAUAGGAGCCUCAGCCAGCCCUUGUCUCCAGGAUCCUCUAGCAGCAAUAACGCUCACAAACAGCUCUCCACUCCAAUAAUACAGCUAUCUCCAUCAGACCAACUCUCCACUCCACAGCUCUCCACUCCACUAGCACAGCUCUCUCCAUCCGACCAGCUCUCUUACAACUCUCUCUCAGCUCUCUCCCAACCGCUACCAUGAACUUCCUGCGUCGCCGGCUAUCUGACAGCAGCUUUAUAGCUAAUCUUCCUAACGGCUACAUGACAGACCUCCAGAGAUCUGACCCUCCACCGCCUCCCCCCUCUACAGCCACCCCAGGAGUCCCAGCCACAUCCUCAGGACAAGCUCCAGCCCCAGCCCCCAACGCUGUCCCCUCUGCCUCCCCAGCUCCAGAGUGUCGGCCCCAGGCUGCCCCGGCCCCCUCCUCAGGCUCUGGGUUCUUCAGCUCCCUGACCUCCCUGAGUUCCAUCACCAAUGUGGUGAAACAGACAGCAGCUUCAGCUGGCUUGGUGGAUCAGAACCCAGCACCCGGGCCUGGUCCUGUCUCCAUGAGAUUUAAGAUCCUGCUGAUUAUCGACGAGCCGCAGCAUGAGUGGUCCAGACUGUUCAGAGGGAAGAAGCUCCAAGGAGACUAUGAUGUCAAAGUGGAACAGGCGGAGUUCUCUGAGAUCAACCUGGUAUCCCAUGCCAACGGGACGUGUAACGUGGACAUGCAGUUGAUCAGGAACGGAACCAAAGUGGUGAGGUCCAUUAAACCUGACUUUGUCCUGAUGCGGCAGCAUGCCUACAGCAUGGCCCACAAUGAGGACUUCAGGAACAUGAUAAUCGGCCUGCAGUACGCUGGAGUCCCCAGCAUCAACUCCCUGGAGUCCAUCUACAGCCUCUGUGACAAGCCCUGGGCGUUUGCCCAGCUGAUCGCCACCUGUAAGAAACUAGGCCCUGACAAGUUCCCUCUGAUCGACCAGACCUUCUACCCAAACCACAAGGACAUGAUCUCCAUGCCCUCCUUCCCUGUGGUGGUGAAGAUAGGACACGCCCACUCUGGAAUGGGAAAGGUGAAGGUGGAUAAUCUGAGUGACUUCCAGGACAUAGCCAGUGUCGUAGCCAUCACUCAGACAUACACCACCACAGAACCCUUCAUAGAUGCCAAGUACAACAUCAGGGUCCAGCGGAUUGGCAGCGACUAUAAGGCUUACAUGCGGACCUCCAUCUCUGGGAACUGGAAGAGCAACACAGGAUCAGCAAUGCUGGAACAGGUGGCCAUGACAGACAAGUACAAGCUGUGGGUGGACAUCUGCUCGGAGAUCUUUGGAGGUCUAGAGAUCUGUGCAGUCAAAGCCAUCUGUGGAAAGGAUGGGAAGGACUACAUCACUGAGGUUGUGGGUUCCUCCAUGCAGCUGAUCGGAGAGCACCAGGCAGAGGACAGACAGCUCAUCUCUGAUCUGGUGCUGACUAAGAUGAACCAGCUUCAGCCACGGAUGGCCGCUCGCUCUCCUGUCCAGAGACCGAAGGAAGUGGCAGAGCCGACCAAGAACACCGGCCAGUGGCGCCAAUCUCAAGGGGGUGCAGUGCAGGCCCAGCUGACUCAACCACAGAGGGUGGAGCCUCCAGCAGAGUUAGCCCCCAAGGUGUCCCCUCAACCAAUGCCCACCCCCCCUUCGGUUUCAAGAGCGGCCACCAUCCCCAUUCAAAAGCAAGCCUCCACUCCAGUGGCAAAACCAUACUCUGCUCCAGUCUCUAGGCCAGCCCCUGCCCCAGUGCAAAAGCAAUCCUCUGCCCCUCCACCAAAGCCACCCCCUCCUGCAGUGGUAAGGAUGACCUCUGCUCAAGGAUCAAAGCCUACCCCUGCCCUGGUGCAAAAGCCUACUCCAGCCCCAGCUCCAGUCCUUGCCCCAGCCCAUGUCUCAGCCCCAGUCCUAUCCACAACCCUAGUCACUGUCUCAGUCUCUGCCCCUGUCUCACCCCCAGCCCCAGCUCCAGCCCCAGCCCCAGCCCCAGUCCUAUCCCCAACCCUGGCCACUGUCACAGUCCCUGCCCCUGUCUCACCCCCAGCUCCAGCCCCAACUCCAGCUGCUGCCCCUGUCUCAGCUCCAACCUCCGCCCUAGCACCUGCCUUACUCCCAGCCCUAUCCCCAACCCCUGCUCCUGUCUCACCCCCAGUUCCACCCCCUGCCUCACCCCCAACCCUUGCCCCCACUACACAGCAGCCCAAGCCCCAGCCCCUGGCGUCUCCAUCAGCAGCCCCUGCCCCAGGGAAGCCAGCAGAGCUGCCUCCUCUGCCUCCCAAGCCCCUGGUGUCUCCAUCAGCAGCCCCUGCCCCAGGGAAGCCAGCAGAGCUUCCCCCUCUGCCUCCCAAGCCCCUGCCGCCCAAGCCUAUACCUCCUGUACGCCGCAACUCCAAGCCCCAGAUCCAGCCCAAACCCCAGACCCCCCUUCCACCGAAGCCCAAUCCUGAUGCUGUUUCCCCAUCCAGAGCGCCAGGCCUGUCCCUGUCCCCAAAGAGGUCCCCUGGGAGGGUGCAGUCCCCUUUCUUGCCCCAGUCCCCAGCUAAAGCUCAGCCACCAAUGGUCCUUUCCCCAGACUUCCACCCAGACCCCACCCCUAUCCUGAUGCCCAUUUCCGCCACUGGCACUGCCCCGGCCCCUGAGCCUGCUCCAGAGCCUACCCCAGCCCCAGUCUCAGUCUCAGACCCAGACUCAGCCUCAUCCCCAGCCUCAUCCCCAGUCCCAGUCCCAGCCUCAUCCCCAGUCCCAGUCCCAGCCACAGUCUCAGCCUCAGCCCCAGCCCCUGAAUCAGCUGAAGCCCAGCCUCCAGUUGAAGAACGGACAGCACCCAAGGGCCAUCCACUGCUGAAUAAGUCCCAGUCCCUGACCAAUGCCUUCAGCGCGUUGGGAGAUGCGUCGUUCUUCCGCUCCAGCUCAACCAGCUCCUCGACGGGUGGUGAGGACGAAGCCAAGGCCGAGACCAUCCGGAACAUCCGCAAGUCCUUCGCCAGCCUCUUCUCUGAUUAGUCCUCUCCCACAUGCUCUGGGAUUGGCAGAUGACUUCAUUGACAUAAGUGUAACCCAGUCUGAGAUUAACUGUGUGUAACUGUAUACCUCCCAAGUCCCGCCUCCUUCCCCUGCCUCUCUGUGUCUCUGAGGACCCGAUUGGCCAGUUGAGUGUGAUGAUGUCAAAGUACCAGCUACCUGUAACUACCUGUAGCUAGCUACCUGUGUGAAGCUCGGCCCUCGGUCAGUGUGUGAGGAGGAGGAGAUAUAUUACAUUCAGAUGCAUGAAGAUGACAGCUCCAUCAGUAGGUGUUGUGGAGCAGAAGGGAUGUUUGUAAUGAGUUGAUGUUACCCAUUGCCACUGGAUGUUGUAGCCUUAAUGUGGUGUGUUUUAUUACAGAUUAGUGUCUGUGAGUGGUGACCCCUGACUCCUGUCUCACAAUAUGUACUUCCUGUGUAGUACAGAUAUCUGCAGUACGUUCUUCAUCAUUAACAGUUGUUUAAUAAUAAUACCUCUGUAGUGGCUGUUGACCGAUGUCACUAAUACAUACAAGUAUACAUACCUUUCCUUAAAUCAGUCAAACCGCUCCUUUAAGGUUCAGACCUCUCCAUUAAUCAGUCAGACCUCUCCUUUAAUCAGUCAGACCUCUCCUUUAAUAAGUCAGACCUCUCCUUUAAUCAAUCAGACCUCUCAAUUAAUCAGUCAGACCUCUCCUUUAAGGCGUUAGACCUCUCCUUUAAUCAGUCAGACCUCUCAUUUAAGGCGUUAGACCGCUCCUUUAAUCAGUCAGACCUCUCCUUUAAGGCGUUAGACCUCUCCUUUAAUCAGUCAGAUUUCUCCUUUAAUCAGUCAGACCUCUCCUUUAAUCAGUCAGACCUCUCCUUUAAUCAGUCAGACCUCUAAUCAGUCAGACCUCUCCUUUAAGGCGUUAGACCACUCCUUUAAAUCAGUCAGACCUCUCCUUUAAUAAGUCAGACCUCUCCUUUAAUCAAUCAGACCUCUCAAUUAAUCAGUCAGACCUCUCCUUUAAGGCGUUAGACCUCUCCUUUAAUCAGUCAGACCUCUCCUUUAAGGCGUUAGACCGCUCCUUUAAUCAGUCAGACCUCUCCUUUAAGGCGUUAGACCUCUCCUUUAAUCAGUCAGAUUUCUCCUUUAAUCAGUCAGACCUCUCCUUUAAUCAGUCAGACCUCUCCUUUAAUCAGUCAGACCUCUAAUCAGUCAGACCUCUCCUUUAAGGCGUUAGACCACUCCUUUAAAUCAGUCAGACUUCUCCUUUAAUAAGUCAGACCUCUCCUUUAAUCAAUCAGACCUCUCAAUUAAUCAGUCAGACCUCUCCUUUAAGGCGUUAGACCUCUCCUUUAAUCAGUCAGACCUCUCCUUUAAGGCGUUAGACCGCUCCUUUAAUCAGUCAGACCUCUCCUUUAAGGCGUUAGACCUCUCCUUUAAUCAGUCAGAUUUCUCCUUUAAUCAGUCAGACCUCUCCUUUAAUCAGUCAGACCUCUCCUUUAAUCAGUCAGACCUCUAAUCAGUCAGACCUCUCCUUUAAGGCGUUAGACCACUCCUUUAAAUCAGUCAGACCUCUCCUUUAAGGCGUUAGACCUCUCCUUUAAUCAGUCAGACCUCUCCUUUAAUCAGUCAGACCUCUCCUUUAAGGCGUUAGACCUCUCCUUUAAUCAGUCAGACUCUCCUUUAAGGCGUUAGACCUCUCCUUUAAUCAGUCAGACCUCUCCUUUAAGGCGUUAGACCUCUCCUUUAAUCAGUCAGACCUCUCCUUUAAGGCGUUAGACCUCUCCUUUAAUCAGUCAGACCUCUCCUUUAAUCAGUCAGACCUCUCCUUUAAUCAGUCAGACCUCUCCUUUAAGGCGUUAGACCUCUCCUUUAAUCAGUCAGACCUCUCCUUUAAGGCGUUAGACCUCUCCUUUAAUCAGUCAGACCUCUCCUUUAAUCAGUCAGACCUCUCCUUUAAUCAGUCAGACCUCUCCUUUAAUCAGUCAGACCUCUCCUUUAAGGCGUUAGACCUCUCCUUUAAUCAGUCAGACCUCUCCUUUAAGGCGUUAGACCUCUCCUUUAAUCAGUCAGACCUCUCCUUUAAGGCGUUAGACCUUCAUUUAAGGUGUCCAACCACUCCUUUAAGGCGUCAAGCCAACACCAGAACUGGUCAGUUUCAACAACGUUUCAGAUCAAUCUGUCCUGUAAAGACCUUGGUGUCUAGCAGUUCUACCAACCUAUCAGCUUAUAUCCACUUAAAGCCAUCUAACAUGUUGUGUUGUUUAAUGCUAUGUAAAUGUCGUAUUGUACUUUUACUAUAUGUGAGUCAUCCAGGAGUUUAUUUUGUAAUAAUGAAUCAUUCAUCAUGUACUGUAGGUUCCUGUACUGUUUUAUUUGUCCAUAUGCAGUACUGCCUUGCAUGACCAGUAUGACCCAGUGACCCUUGUUACCAUGGUAACGUUACCUGUACAUAGAUGUCAAUAAAUAAAAAUGUGGUAAAUCAUUCCACUAAUGUAUCUGUA
Molecule: messenger RNA, 5773 nt
Organism: Coregonus clupeaformis (lake whitefish)
Lineage: Eukaryota; Metazoa; Chordata; Actinopteri; Salmoniformes; Salmonidae
Product: synapsin-2-like
Exons: 13
Coding region: 470-3283 (937 amino acids)
Biological process (GO): neurotransmitter secretion
Cellular component (GO): synaptic vesicle membrane; synaptic vesicle
Molecular function (GO): ATP binding
Source: RefSeq, a predicted model, not a curated record